AGUCGCGCGCGAUCCGAAAUUAAGUCCUUGAAUUAUUUAUCCGGCGAAUUUCCAAACACACGUCUCAAUAAUACAAACAUCUGUUUAUGCAAUCCGCACAGACGCAAGCGCUUUGAACUCUACUUAAGCCAUCACACGAGAAUCCCCGCGUUUCGUGUUUCCAUAUCACAAUCACGAACGCGAUGUCCGGUUUCACGGGAUUCUCAGAGGCGGACAUCAGAAAAGUGCAGAACGGUCAAAGCCCAACCAAAUCCAAACUUGUAGCUAAUCAUAAACAAAGCACUUUAAAUCAACCUAAAAAGCUGAAUCAAAACGAUGCGAAAACGAAACAAAUCAUGGACGAGAGAAUCACCAAAAUCGAAGCUACUCCAAUACCAGAGGAAGCUAAAUUAACACCUAAACCAGAAGAGGCAAAAAUUGAAGAAAAACCUAUUGCCACAACAACAGUACAAUCAAUUACAAAUGAGGAUAAACCAACAGUGCAAGAACAAAAAUUAAACAUCAUCCUUGAUGAUUGCACUGACAAAAAAAAGAAUUUGGAAGAAUUCGAAGCCAAACAGAAGUUAAUCGAGGAGCAGAACAGGAGGAGAAAAGAAUUAUUAAUAAAGGCAUUGGCAGAUAGGACUCAGAAGACUAUCAAGGAGCAGCAGAAACUGAAUGAUAUACAAGAGGAGUUCAAGAAGCUGGAUGCUAAUCUAUCGAAUGAUGUCAAGGUGCUGAGGAAGCAGAUUGAGAAUGCGAGCCUUGAUUAUAUGGAGGCACAGAAGAAAUACUUGAGGGCUGAGAAGGAAUUCCUUGAUGCAAAACUCUAUUUGCAUCAGAAGCAGGAACGCAAAGAUUUGCUCACGGAGUAUCUGUGCGCAAUUAUAGAGAAGAACGAAGAGCGAAAGGCCACAAAAUUAACGGAAUUACUGCAAAAGCUGGAACUGGAAGAGCCCUGAUCAAUUAACGCAACGCUAACCGCACAAUUAUUCUUGCCACGUAUGCAACUCAAUGCGCUCUAAUUGUAUAAACAGUAUUCUAAUAU
Messenger RNA from Nicrophorus vespilloides, 1027 nucleotides. RefSeq names its product RAB6-interacting golgin (gene Gorab). The transcript is spliced from 2 exons. Gene Ontology annotation, biological process: non-motile cilium assembly. The record is from RefSeq and is a predicted model, not a curated record. Lineage: Eukaryota; Metazoa; Arthropoda; Insecta; Coleoptera; Silphidae. The coding region runs from base 183 to 941 and encodes 252 amino acids.